CACUAUCAAUGUGCCGGUAGAGUAAACAACACCUACCUACCUAUUCUCGCCGCGUACUCCUUUUUCGUGCUCGUUGAUCGGUGUCUUCAGUUUGAAUCUGUAAUUGGCGCGGCUGGAUUAGUUUAGGUGCGGGCGAUUUGUGAGAAUCAGGAUUACCAGAUAAUUCAUUAUAGAUAAAAACUACUGAAGAGGACUUCACAUCACCGGGGACCUUGCGAAGAUUUCAAAUGCUAUGUUAGGCGCAGAGUAUGCAAGCCUUAGCAAAGGCAGGCAUCUUCUAGCCUGGGUUCUGAGCCAAACCGACGUCUGGUAUUUACUGUAUCGCUGCGCGCAUUACGUCGGAAAAAAUCAGGGAGCAACUAGUAGCGUUUCCGUUCUGGAUAACCUCUUUACCUUGGAUGAGGAAAAUGUGGAUGUUAAUGAUUGCGACAAUCCUAGCAAUCCACUAGAAAGAUUUGCAGAAACACUAAAUAAUGGCGCUCUUAGUUUAUCUCCUCCGCACGUUAUAUCCCAACGCGAAAGCGUGCAGAUAAUGCAACCUGCAAGCGCCCCGGGCUCUCCUCCCUCCAGUCCUUGCGCCUCACCUUUGGGACCAACUGGAACAGAAGAUCCCAACUGGCAAGCAACGAAAACGACGGUUAGGGAACGAAACGCAGCCAUGUUCAACAAUGAACUUAUGGCAGAUGUUAAGUUCAUAGUCGGAAGCUCGGGUGCGACGCAAGUGAUACCGGCACAUAAGUACGUGCUUGCGACGAGCAGUUCGGUAUUCUACGCGAUGUUCCACGGGGGUUUAGCCGAAUGCAAAGAAGAAAUCGAAGUUCCUGACGUCGAACCUUCCGCUUUCCUUACACUACUAAAGUACCUAUAUUGUGAUGAAAUUCAACUAGAGGCGGACACAGUAUUAGCGACGUUAUACGUAGCGAAAAAGUACAUAGUCCCGCAUCUAGCUAGAGCUUGCGUAAAUUAUUUAGAAACUAGUCUUACCGCCAAAAAUGCCUGUUUGUUAUUAAGCCAGUCGCGAUUAUUCGAAGAGCCCGAUUUAAUGCAACGAUGCUGGGAAGUAAUCGACGCCCAGGCAGAAAUGGCAUUAAAAUCAGAAGGAUUUGUAGAUAUAGAUAUGUCGACAUUAGAAUCCGUAUUAGGAAGAGAAACUCUAAAUUGUAAAGAAAUGGUGUUACUAGAAGCAGCGCUCAAUUGGGCAACGGCUGAAUGUUUAAGACGAGAUUUAGAUCCGACCCCGUCGAAUAAGCGUUACGUAUUAGGAAAUGCCCUAUAUCUAGUCCGUAUUCCGACAAUGACAUUGGAGGAGUUUGCAAAUGGUGCUGCUCAAAUGGGAAUUUUAACGCAGCAAGAAACUAUUGAUAUUUUUUUCCAUUUCACAGCUAACAACAAGCCAAGCCUUGUGUAUCCUACUAAAUCACGAACAGGGUUGAAAUCUCAGGUAUGUCAUCGUUUUCAAUCAUGUGCCUAUCGUUCAAAUCAGUGGAGAUAUCGAGGACGUUGUGACAGUAUUCAGUUUUCUGUCGACAAAAGAAUAUUUGUUGUCGGUUUUGGACUUUACGGUUCGUCAAACGGCGCUGCAGAUUAUAAUGUUAAAAUUGAGCUUAAAAGAUUAGGUCGCGUUUUAGCGGACAAUAGCACAAAAUUCUUUUCUGACGGAUCUAGCAAUACGUUUCAUGUGUACUUUGAUAAUCCAAUACAAAUUGAGCCAGAAUCUUUUUAUACAGCAUCUGCAGUUUUAGAUGGCGGCGAGCUGAGUUACUUCGGUCAGGAGGGUAUGAGUGAAGUUUCCGUCGGGACUGUUACGUUUCAAUUUCAAUGCUCCUCUGAGAGUACUAACGGUACAGGUGUCCAAGGUGGACAAAUUCCAGAGCUUAUUUUCUAUGGACCUUCACCAGAUGAGCAUUGAGGGUUUUUGUUUCAAUGUGUACGUUUGGUUGUUAAAUAUUUAUGUGGGGGAUUAUUUUUCGUAAAGUGCUGUGAACAAAUGAUCUGACAUCAUUUGCCCUUUAUUUUUUGGUUUGGGUACGACUUGUUUAUUUUGUUCGUUACGCAUUAUACAAUUCCAGAUUAUCGCUUGUGAAGAAGAUAUUAGAUUAUAAAUAUGAAAUAUUGUGUUCAAAAGUUAUAGAAAUUGUAUGACACUAUAAGCAAAGAGUAAAAUUUUAGAAUCUUCCUUCAUAAAAAUAGCUGCAUGAAAGAUAUUUUUCGAAAUGUCUUAUAUACAUAUACAUUGCUCCAAUUUUAAAAGCUGUAAGCAUUUUUAAAGUUGCAUACAAGUGAUAUGUACUCUAUUUGUAAAUAAGAUAGUUUGUAAGAUUAUUACUUUAAUAAUUCAUUAAUGUAAAAAUGUCAUCAUUUAAAUAUUUUGGAUGUCCAAAACGAUACAGGGUGAACAAGACGAAAGACAAAGAUUUUUAAUGGCUUACAAACUCUAUUUUAAAACUUUCCAUUUUACCAAAACUAAAAUUUGCAAUACAUUAGUUGUCUUUAUGUAAUUGUUCAUCUAUCGACAAAAAACUGUAUAAUACUUAUAUUAAUCUUGUGAUAUACUUGACUUGAUAUUAAAAGCAGCAUAGCGUUUUUUAUUAUU
This is a messenger RNA of Photinus pyralis (common eastern firefly), 2593 nucleotides long. RefSeq names its product BTB/POZ domain-containing protein 6 (gene lute). Bases 233 to 1909 code for a protein of 558 amino acids. Gene Ontology annotation, cellular component: cytosol. The transcript is spliced from 6 exons. The record is from RefSeq and is a predicted model, not a curated record. Lineage: Eukaryota; Metazoa; Arthropoda; Insecta; Coleoptera; Lampyridae. Gene Ontology annotation, biological process: neurogenesis. Gene Ontology annotation, molecular function: protein binding.